Messenger RNA from Eimeria mitis, 2193 nucleotides. RefSeq lists its product as uncharacterized. The transcript is spliced from 15 exons. NCBI's taxonomy places the organism in Eukaryota, Apicomplexa, Conoidasida, Eucoccidiorida, Eimeriidae. The coding region runs from base 1 to 2193 and encodes 730 amino acids. Gene Ontology annotation, cellular component: membrane. The record is from RefSeq and is a predicted model, not a curated record.
AUGAACUGCCAAGCGUCUGAGUUCGCCCACACACAAGGGGCUUCACUGCAUCCGGCGCCUUCGUCUAUAUGCACCGCCGCCAUUCUAGACGGUCUGAUGAGCCCCUCAGGAGGCGACCUGGUGGUGACAGCUGUAGGACCAGUAGAGCAGUACGCAGGCGCUGCAUACAACGGCAUGGAAUCAGCGGAUUUCGCCUAUCCCCCAGAAAGGCAACAAUACAGCUUCCAUAUGUACCUCGUCGACUCCAUUGACCUUAUCGAGACGAGUGUUCGCGUUGUAAACGGAUUCAGAACGGGGGCGCUGCUGCUUGACGGGUGCAAGGAUGUGGAGGGGGCCAACUUGUGUGCAGAGAAGGGGUACCCGGUGGCGAGUGCAGAGAAACCUCCAGCGACCUGCCUCGACCACAACGACGACGUAGCCAUCAAGUGCACCAACAGGCUCGCCGGCGUUGAGCCUGAUGCCGGCACCAUCCGUAUCGUGGGCCCCACGGGGACCCCGGCUCAGUCGGGCUUAGGCCGCCUGCAGUUCUACAACAAGGAUGGCUGGAACAUCAAGGCCGAGCAGGUGGCGUGCCGGCAGAUGGGGUACAACAAUGUGAAGGAUAAAGGGCCUGGAAACGAAAGCUGUUCCAGCGUCAUGGGGCAGAACUACUGCGGUCCAGAUCAGGAGAAGAUUGCUGCUGUCAACUUCAUGUGCACAGAAGACGUGGUGAUUGCAUGCGAGGGAGACGGCGACCCAUCGGGUGUUGGGGCUUUCCACAAGGAAGAAGCCCUCAUUCAAAAGAAGCAGUUUCUCUCUCCUGUUCACCUCACCUGCUUUGACAGCCUCGAGACUAGACAGGGCCUAGGUGGCCCCCCGGGCACCAUGCACUUGAUCGUCUGUCCUCCUGACUGCAGGCAAGCGGGUGCAAACUCCCCCGCAGCAGCUGCACCAUCAGCGGCAUCCCCUGGGACCACAUCUGCCAGUACACCUCAACAAAGUGCAGCAACACCAACACAGAACCCUGCUGCGUCUGCAGCUACUGUUGUUGCUGCCCCACCAACUGGCACUGCUGUCUUCAGCUCUACCCGAGGCUCGAUGCAACAAACUGCCCAGGGAAAGACGCGCGGCUCCAGCAGCGUAAGGAGGCCAAGCGCGGCGCUGCACAGCGACGCCGUCGAUGCUGGCGGCAUGCAAUACCAGGCUUCUAUCUCCUCUGCGAAUCAAAUCCUCAGCCCGUUGUCCAGGGGAGCUGGCGGACGGUUUGUUGCGAGGUUUCAUAGAAGUCCAUCGGACUUUGUGGAUGCCUCCACUUUGGCUGGGGGAAAUCUCAUCUCCUCUUUGAGGGAUUUCACUGUCAUCGUCCGCGCCGUUGUCACAGGAGGGGAGGGCCAGUGGCGUACACUGGUAGCCCACAGCGACUGCGAUGGUUUUUCUCUGGCGCUGGACCCGAACGAUGAGUUGUUGUUUGAGUUGACGUGCCGGCCGCACCAACUCAAGUCGGGUUUCAAGCCCAAGCUGGGGGAAAGAUUCGAUACUGCCGCCUCCUUCUCCACCGCCACUCGCCUGAUACAACUCUUUGUAAAUGGACAGCCAGUGGCCUCGGAGAAAACGGAUGUCGACAUUAACUUGAGAGGACCUAUGUGGGCAGCAGCAGCAGCAGCAGCAGCUGCUGCUGCAGCGAGACCGACGAAACCCGCAGUGCAUCUCUCAUGCAGCAACUGUCUGCGGCGCGCGGAGUUCGACGGCAGCAUCGGCCAGAAGUUCCUGGCUCACUGCCCCCCCGACUGCUUGCAUGCAAAGGCGCGGCUAGAAGGCUGCAGAGUUUACUCAGCUCGGAGCUCAAUAUGUAAGGCCGCGCUGCAUGCAGGCGCAGUGCCAAAGGAGGGGGGGGAGGUGCUGCUGACAGUGAGUGAAGGUUUGACUUCUUACGACGCUUCUCAGGGCCAUUUCGGCAUCCACAGCACACACAGCACAGCACCCGAGCUGCGGUCUUUCUCUGUUGAAGCCGCUCCUCUCUUCCGAGCUUUAUCCUGCGAUACAAAUGCAAUAUUCACUCUCAAGUUGGGGAAAGACGAUGGAGGAGAAGUUGAAAUUGUUGCAUCGAAGGGCCGCCAGCGCUUCUCUGGCAGCGAAGCCCACGGCGUCGUCUCCGAGUCUAGCGGUGAAUACAUCCGCUCCUUUCUCUUCAUCGCGCCCUCCUCCUCCUCUUAG